AUGCAGAUAAUGCGCCACUCCACCCCGCUAUCAGCGGACCUCCCGCCGCUGAUCAUGGGCACGGCGACCUUCAACUCGCAAUACAAUGCAGACCCAUACACUCUACCAACAACAGAGCUAGUCCAGCGGGCACUCACGCGCGGCAUCCGCGCCUUUGACACAUCGCCCUACUACGGGCCUGCAGAGGAACUACUGGGGCGGGCGCUGGCCACCGAGUUUGUACAGACGCACUACCCACGACCGACAUACCGGCUGCUCACCAAGGUCGGGCGCAUCGGGUCCGGGUCCUUCGACUACUCACCGGCAUGGAUCCGGCAAAGCGUGGGGCGCAGCCUGCGCCGACUGCACACAGACUACGUGGACGUGGUAUACUGCCACGACGUGGAAUUUGUCACAGCGGACGAGGUGGUGGCGGCAGUACGUGAGCUGAGACGAAUGCGCGACGAGGAGGGCCUGCUUCGCUACGUCGGUAUCUCGGGAUACCCCGUCGAAACACUAAGCGAGCUAGCAGAGACGGUACUUCGCGAGACGGGCGAGCCGCUGGACGCCGUGAUGUCGUACGCCAACUUCACGCUGCAGAACACCCUGCUACGGUCGCGCGGCCUGCCGCGUCUGCUAGCCGCAGGCGUCGACGUCGUUCCCAACGCCUCGCCGCUGGGCAUGGGUCUGCUGCGGCGCGACGGCGUGCCUAUCGGCGCAAUGGGCGACUUCCAUCCGGCGCCCGACUCGCUGCGCGCUGCCAUCCACCGCGCAGCAGAGUGCGCCGCCCGCCACGACGAGAAGCUCGAGGUCGUCGCGAUCCGCUUCGCGCUGGAGUCGUGGCUGCGUGCUGGCUCACGAGUCGGCGCCCUCGGCCCGCCGCUUGCGCGUGCCGCCGAUGCCGACCCGGGCUUCCUUUCCGUCGCUAAUAUCGGCACCGGGCGCCGGCUGGGUGUUAGUGUUAUGGGCGUGAGCAAUGUCGCCGAGCUGGACGAGACCCUGCGCGUGUGGCACAGUAUCGUCGACGGGCUGGAGAACUGCUCUGAAGAAGACGACGGCUCGGACUCCGAGCUCUCUCUCCUCCAAUCCCCCGCCUCUGCUACGUCCACCCCGAGCCGCGAUGCGGCGUCCGGCCCGGUGCCGUCGUCUGCAUCCCACGCUGCGAAUAUCUUGACUCCCUCAGAGGGCCUGGUCACCGACCGCGCCUGGUCCCGAACGCGCCGCGCACACAUCCUGCAGUUGGCGCGGGAGAUUCGUGAUGUUCUGGGUGUUGAGUGGAUUGACUAUGCCUGGGCGAGUCCGCCGGCGGACUUUGUGAAUUCCUUGCCUGAGGAGCAUGUUGCUGCCAUGCAGAGAAUGGAGGUUGAAAACGGCCGCGGGGAGACGGAGGCGUGGUCUGAUGCUGCCGCUGGACGAGAGCCAAUGCUCACGCCUCCAUUGGAUGCGGAAAAGCAAAUCGAAUAG
Penicillium alfredii is the source of this 1443-nucleotide messenger RNA. RefSeq names its product D-arabinose 1-dehydrogenase (NAD(P)(+)) ARA2. Gene Ontology annotation, molecular function: D-arabinose 1-dehydrogenase [NAD(P)+] activity. Gene Ontology annotation, cellular component: cytosol. Gene Ontology annotation, biological process: dehydro-D-arabinono-1,4-lactone biosynthetic process. The transcript has a single exon. NCBI's taxonomy places the organism in Eukaryota, Fungi, Ascomycota, Eurotiomycetes, Eurotiales, Aspergillaceae. The record is from RefSeq and is a predicted model, not a curated record. Bases 1 to 1443 code for a protein of 480 amino acids.